Trichogramma pretiosum is the source of this 2084-nucleotide messenger RNA. RefSeq lists its product as uncharacterized. The record is from RefSeq and is a predicted model, not a curated record. The transcript is spliced from 2 exons. NCBI's taxonomy places the organism in Eukaryota, Metazoa, Arthropoda, Insecta, Hymenoptera, Trichogrammatidae. The coding region runs from base 78 to 1355 and encodes 425 amino acids.
CUGAAAAGAAAAUUUUUGAUAUUGAUAGUAAUUUCAUUUUGAAUGAAGUCAUAGAUGAAAGUGGAAAUUGUUUAAAUAUGGAACAAGGACCUUCAGCAGAACCUAAAUUUUAUGGCCUUAGUUGCUCUAUUCCACGAAACUAUAUAUGCCAGAAAUGGUCUGACGCGUGUGAUUUUAGAAAAAUACUUAAAAACAAUAGGUCGAAUGAUAUCGAAGAAACUUAUCAAACAGAUAUAAUUAAUUCAACGAUAUAUUAUCAAUCAACACCUAUAUUUGAAAAUACUUUUCAAGAAGACACAACUAGUUCAUGGAUGUUUCCUCAAUCAACGGUCAACCAUAAAACUACUACUCAAGAGGAAAUAACAGAUCCAACAGUAUUUUCUAAGUCGACGCCAUCAUUUGAUACAGUCGUACGAGAAGAAACGACUGGCUCAACUAUAUUUUCCUUUUCAACACCUCCAAUUGAAAAAUUUACGCAGGAAGAUAAAACUGUUCCAACAGAAUUCCUACCAUCAAAACCUACUUUUGUAACAGCUUCAUUAACAAGUUUAACUAAAUCUACUAUUUCUCCUGAGUCAACUUUGAAAUUGGAAACAACUCGUGUACCGUAUCCGACUGAUUCAACAGUUUAUUAUAGAACAACUACACAAGAUUUUAUAAAAAUGAUAGGUUCUACAUUUGAAUCAAAUUUAAGAAAUGAUACUUCCACAAUUUCUCAAACCGAAAAUUCACAUGUAACAUUACCUACAACAAAUUUAUAUAACAAAGAAUAUGAUCUUCUUUCAGAGAAUAAUAGUAAUAAAAAACUCAAUACAACUUUCGACGAAACAUCACAAUUAAUUCGCACUGACUCAAUAGUAAGUGAUAAAAACAAGCAAAACCAAACAUCUCAGACGAAAGUUGAGCUUCAAAAAAUAAUCGAUUCGAGCUUGGAUGAAAAAAUUAAAGUGGGAACUACACGUAUACCUCAAACAGUAACACUGUCGAGUCAAAAUUUUUAUACGAAAACUUUCACAUUGUUGACGACGAAAUCAAAGCCAAAUAGGAAAAUUGAUGAAACGGUUCAUAAAUCUAAAAAUUCUAAGCUUAAAAAAGUAAGAGACGGUAAGAGGAAAAGUAAAAAAAAAUUUAAAACGAACAAAUCCAUUAAUAAAUACAGUAAAAAUGAUGAAAAUAGUAAACCCAUAGCUAUCAAUGAUGUACUAAACCGACUCAAAGAAGAUAUUCGAAAACAUAAUUUAAAUUUUUCAUUAAGUCUACAAGAUAAACCUAAUUUAGGAAGUAAUAAAAAAAUUAUGAAACCAUGGAGUGCGAUUCUCAAUCGCGUUUUACAAACUUAUAAUCACACAGAAUAAUUUCAAAAAUCGACCCAAUUAUUUUAUUGCAUAAUUAUAUUUGUAGUAUGUAUACGCUUAAGUUUCUAUUAAAAUAUUUGAAUUCAAAGAAGUUUAUCUACAGUUUGCCAUUGCAGCAUUUUUACUAGUAAACUUCACAAAUAAUACUUUUGUUAUUUUUAUACCGUUUAUUUGUAUUGUAAAUUGUACAUUCUUACUCAUGUAAUCUAAGAAUAAUAAGAAUGUGUCACCUGAGAUUCACUUUUUAAAAUAACAUGCAAAUUUCAAAUUGGGCACGGCUCUUUUAGAGGUAUUCAAGCGAUUUUCCUUUGUUAUUCGAAAAAGCUUAGAGUUUGACAAAUUAAACUUAGUUUAUAUGACACUUUGAUGACUGCUGUCAGAUUUAAGUAUGUGAUUCGAAUUAUUUGUGCAUAGAUAAUGUGGCUAUCUUAUCCAAUUAUCUAACAGUACAAAUAUAGUCCACUAUGCCGUUCGAGUGUAGUGAAAUUUAAAUCGGUAUUAUAACUUGGCAAGUUAUUUAUUGUAUUAAGGAAUUCAUUUUAUUCUGUUUUACUCACUUGAACGCAUAUAAAUUAAGAUUGAAAUUCAGAAAAAUUUUGUAAUGGAUUUGCCACUUCAUUUUCAAAUCCUACAAUUUUGUGGAAUGUGGCACAAUCAUAAUAAUGAAUUGCCAGUUAUAAAGUAUACCUACAAAAUAGUAGUACUAUUUAUUAUUAUUCAAAUAACUAU